Gastrolobium bilobum is the source of this 639-nucleotide messenger RNA. Its product is annotated as transcriptional regulator SUPERMAN-like. NCBI's taxonomy places the organism in Eukaryota, Viridiplantae, Streptophyta, Magnoliopsida, Fabales, Fabaceae. The coding region runs from base 1 to 639 and encodes 212 amino acids. The transcript has a single exon. The record is from RefSeq and is a predicted model, not a curated record.
AUGGAAGGAAACUAUCUGAACCGAAACACUCAUAGAGAAGAUAGCUUUGGCUUUGAGGAGCAUUCAUGGGGAACUUCAUGGCCAGCAAGAAACUAUGCCUGCAGCUUUUGCAAGAGAGAGUUCAGGUCUGCUCAAGCUUUGGGUGGACACAUGAAUGUUCAUAGAAGGGAUAGGGCAAGAUUGAGAUCAUCUUUAUCUUCAUGGGUUUCUGAGUGCCCUAAACCUAACCCUAGCACUAACCCUAAUAACCCAACUCUUCUUUCACCCUCUUCACAAUCUCCUUUAUCUGAUCAUGAGUUUUUGAAUAACACACAUCCUUCUCCACUUUAUAGUCCAUGUCUGACUUUGUCUUCUUCUUCUUCACCCUCUCCAGCUUCUACCAGUGGAGAUAAGAAACCAAGACUCACAUCUUCUCACCAGUUUCCUCUUUUGUGUCCUCAAAGCAAGGAAAUAAUUAAGAUGAGUAAGAACACAAGAAGUACUUUCGGUGUUGAGGAAAUGAGUCAGGGUUAUGUUGAUGAGGACGAGCACAAGGUUUUCAAGAGUAAUGAGCAAAACAUUACGUUGGAAUUAGGAAUAGGGUUGUUUAAACACCAAGAGGAGAAGAUAGAUUUGGAGCUUCGACUCGGGAAUUUCUAG